This is a messenger RNA of Pan troglodytes (chimpanzee), 5680 nucleotides long. RefSeq names its product prostaglandin I2 synthase (gene PTGIS). The transcript has 11 exons. Gene Ontology annotation, molecular function: oxidoreductase activity, acting on paired donors, with incorporation or reduction of molecular oxygen; prostaglandin-I synthase activity; heme binding. Gene Ontology annotation, biological process: prostaglandin biosynthetic process. Bases 55 to 1638 code for a protein of 527 amino acids. NCBI's taxonomy places the organism in Eukaryota, Metazoa, Chordata, Mammalia, Primates, Hominidae. The record is from RefSeq and is a predicted model, not a curated record.
AGCCCCGCCAGCCCCGCCAGCCCCGCCAGCCCCGCCAGCCCCGCCAGCCCCGCGAUGGCUUGGGCCGCGCUCCUCGGCCUCCUGGCCGCACUGUUGCUGCUGCUGCUACUGAGCCGCCGCCGCACGCGGCGACCUGGUGAGCCUCCCCUGGACCUGGGCAGCAUCCCUUGGUUGGGCUAUGCCUUGGACUUUGGAAAAGAUGCCGCCAGCUUCCUCACGAGGAUGAAGGAGAAGCACGGUGACAUCUUUACUAUACUGGUUGGGGGCAGGUAUAUCACCGUUCUCCUGGACCCACACUCCUACGACGCGGUGGUGUGGGAGCCUCGCACCAGGCUCGACUUCCAUGCCUAUGCCAUCUUCCUCAUGGAGAGGAUUUUUGAUGUGCAGCUUCCACAUUACAGCCCCAGUGAUGAAAAGGCCAGGAUGAAACCGACUCUCCUCCACAGAGAGCUCCAGGCACUCACAGAAGCCAUGUAUACCAACCUCCACACAGUGCUGUUGGGCGAUGCUACAGAAGCAGGCAGUGGCUGGCACGAGAUGGGUCUCCUCGACUUCUCCUACAGCUUCCUGCUCAGGAACUCCCUUGAUAAAACACAUUUGUGGACUGAAUCCAGUGUGUGGGCUGCACCUUUACAACUUCUGCCACCACUGUGCAGAGCCGGCUACCUGACUCUUUACGGAAUUGAGGCGCUGCCACGCACCCAUGAAAGCCAGGCCCAGGACCGUGUCCACUCAGCUGACGUCUUCCACACCUUUCGCCAGCUUGACCGGCUGCUCCCCAAACUGGCCCGUGGCUCCCUGUCAGUGGGGGACAAGGACCACAUGUGCAGUGUCAAAAGUCGCCUGUGGAAGCUGCUGUCCCCAGCCAGGCUGGCCACGCGGGCCCACCGGAGCAAAUGGCUGGAGAGUUACCUGCUGCACCUGGAGGAGAUGGGUGUGUCAGAGGAGAUGCAGGCACGGGCCCUGGUGCUGCAGCUGUGGGCCACACAGGGGAACAUGGGUCCCGCUGCCUUCUGGCUCCUGCUCUUCCUUCUCAAGAAUCCUGAAGCCCUGGCUGCUGUCCGCGGAGAGCUCGAGAGUAUCCUUUGGCAAGCGGAGCAGCCUGUCUCGCAGACGACCACUCUCCCACAGAAGGUUCUAGACAGCACACCUGUGCUUGAUAGCGUGCUGAGUGAGAGCCUCAGGCUUACAGCUGCCCCCUUCAUCACCCGCGAGGUUGUGGUGGACCUGGCCAUGCCCAUGGCAGACGGGCGAGAAUUCAACCUGCGACGUGGUGACCGCCUCCUCCUCUUCCCCUUCCUGAGCCCCCAGAGAGACCCAGAAAUCUACGCAGACCCAGAGGUAUUUAAAUACAACCGAUUCCUGAACCCUGACGGAUCAGAGAAGAAAGACUUUUACAAGGAUGGGAAACGGCUGAAGAAUUACAACAUGCCCUGGGGGGCGGGGCACAAUCACUGCCUGGGGAGAAGUUAUGCCGUCAACAGCAUCAAACAAUUUGUGUUCCUCGUGCUGGUGCACUUGGACUUGGAGCUGAUCAACGCAGAUGUGGAGAUCCCUGAGUUUGACCUCAGCAGGUACGGCUUCGGUCUGAUGCAGCCGGAACACGACGUGCCCGUCCGCUACCGCAUCCGCCCAUGACACAGGGAGCAGAUGGAUCCACGUGCUCGCCUCUGCCCAGCCUGCCCCAGCCUGCCCCAGCCUCCCAGCUUUCUGUGUGCACGGUUGGCCUGGGUGCAGGUGCUAGCAUUACCACUUCCCUGCUUUUCUCCCAGAAGGCUGGGUCCAGGGGAGGGAAAAGCUAAGAGGGUGAACAAAGAAAAGACAUUGAAAGCUCUAUGGAUUAUCCACUGCAAAGUUUUCUUUCCAAAAUCAGGCUUUGUCUGCUCCCAGUUCACCUCGUUACUCUCACCUCGUGAUAUCCACAAAUGCUAUUCAGAUAAGGCAGAACUAGGAGUCUUCACUGCUCUGCCCCCAACUCCCGGAGGCGUCACCUUCCUAAUUCUUAUGAGCUAGCAUGGCCCGGGCCUUAUCCAGUCAAAGCGGAUGCUGGCCACAGAAAGGCCACUCAGGAUGUCCUUUGUGUCCAUUGAUGUCAUUCAGCAGUCAGUCCCCCAAUAAUCCUUAAACUAGCUAAAACCAAAGGAGUCCCUUAGAAGAUCUGCUUCCCUGGGGCCCCAUUUGCCAGAUUGCCCCAUUGCUCACACUACUUGAGAAAAUGCAGGAGAGCUUCCCCCAAGGCUGAUGCAUUCCCGGUGCAGAACAGGGGCACCCUCCAAACACUGGGCUCUGAGGAGUGGAGUUCUCUGUUCUAGAGUGACAGGCACCAGAUGGGAUGGGCUGUCUCAGUGUCAGCACUCAGGUAGGGAGCUAAGGAAGACACAGCCCAGGCAAGAUGGCUGGAAGGAGCCAGCCAGGACUCCUUAGACUGAUCAAGCCAAAAAAGAAGGUGCCGAUUUCAUGCAUUCUAGUGCAGAAGCCCCAACUGUGAUCACGAUCCAGUCUGCAGACGUGUUUUGUUUGGACUUCACUUUAAAAAAUGCCUUAGUUGUUAUCAUCUUUGGGAGAGUUCAUUCAAAAUGUCCAGCUUCUCUUGAAAACUUGGUAUAUCUGGCCACACUGGGCUCACAUUCCCAAGGGUAACUCUUGGCCAGAGCUGAGGGGCAGCCGCCUCCCUUAUGCAGGACAUGUGCUCUCGGCUUCACCAGGGUUCUGACCGGGUCUGCUUCUGCAUUCACAGCGCCUCCUGGACCUGAAGGCAUCUGAGUGUGAGACCCUGUUCUAACUCUUAGAAGUGACAUUGUAAGAGGUGGUGGGGACCAGCUAAUUGGUCCAACCCAGCCUGAGUGCACCACCCUUUGAACAAAUGUAUCAGUGAUGAAAAUUUGCCUUUGCCCCGGCUUGCCUGUAAUCCCAGCACUUUGGGAGGCCGAGGUGGGCGGAUCACUUGAGGUCGGGAGUUCAAGACCAGCCUGGCCAACAUGGCGAAACCCCGUCUCUACUAAACAUACAAAAAUUAGUCAGGUGUGGCGGUGCGUGCCUGUAAUCCCAGCUACUCAGGAGGCUGAGGCACCAGAAUUGCUUGAACCCAGGAGGUGGAGGUUGCAGUGAGCUGAGACUGUGCCACGGCACUCCAGCCUGGGCGACAGAGCAAGACUCUGUCUCAAUAAAUAAAUAAUUAAUUAAAAUAAAAAACAGCUUAAAGAGAAAAAUGGCCUGCAAACCUUUUUUAUGAUGCUAUUUUUAUUAAUAUAAAGUCCUGUUUAUUGAGACCCUUUAAAUGCCUGCGAGAGACCCUACAGACAGUAUGUCUACUCCUCACAGCAUCUCUGUGAAGAGAAGGAGGGUUGUGCCCACUUCAUAGAUGAGAAAACUGAGAGGUGAGGUGACUUGCCUGGGGCCACAUAGUUCAUGAGCUGUAGAACUCUGCAGGCAGAUUUACUGUCCCAGGAGCAAAUGCUGGAUGAGCAACUCCUGUUCUUUGGGCUCAAGGGGACUGGUGAUGGGACAAUUCUUCUCGACUUCAGGAGCUGACAGAGCCAGAGGCACCUAAACAUGGGUACAUCUUGUAAGACACAUAAUGAGGUCCCUCUAGCUUUAGCUGGAGGGAGAUAAAAGAACCCCAGACCUCUGAAUGUCCCAGAGGCUAGUCUCUUCUCAGAGCAGCACUGGGGUUUGGGGGCUUCCCUGGGCCUCAGCCUCCAGGCACCCCCAGGAUUCCCAGAGAGACGCUGUGAUUGGCAGGAGGCAGGAUAUCCCCAGGGAAACCCAUCUUCACGCCUGGGUGACCCCCACUGCCGCCUCCUUCUUAACUCUGCAGGAAAUCAGAGCUGGCAGCCUCCAGUGGGAGGACAGAGCCGGUUUCCGUGGCAACCCUCAGCUGCCUCAUCGUGGCUGGGAAGGGAAGGAAGCAAGCCGGCAGAAAUAGCUAUGGAAGGUCUUGCGCAGGCUGCAACCCUGGUGUGCUGGGGGAAAACCCUUAUGACUCCCCCUUCCAAAUCAGGCUGGGUUGUCACUGAGACUAGAUUCUCACCUGCCUUCAAAGAAGGGCCAAUUCCCUUUAAAGGUCGCACCUCCUUGGAACCACAGUCAUUAGUGAAUUACACUCAAGGAAAAGACGUGCUCCCACCAGGCAGCUCCAGCUGUUACCUGAGAUACUGAAGUGCAGCUCAGGAGACGAUUAUUUAAACCUGCCCUUGUUUUAAUCGUUAUUUUUCUCUUUGAAAAAAAAAAGAAGCUAUAAAGAAAAGAGGGAGAGAUGAGUGGGUUAGCUACCUGCUAUGCGCUAGUUAGGAAGUUACCUGGAUGCCAUUGUAUUUCUUCAUCCCUUGCUUAAGAAUCAAAAUUGCUGGACAUAUGUUAGGAAUACUCUUUCUUUCUUUCUUUCUUUUUAAGCUCAGUGGCAAGAAUGAAAUACUCUUUUUUUUUUUUUUUUGAGAUGGAGUCUCGCUCUGCUGCCCAGGCUAGAGUGCAGUGGCGCCAUCUUGGCUCACUGCAAGCUCUGCCUCCCGUGUUCACACCAUUCUCCUGCCUCAGCCUCCCGAGUAGCUGGGACUACAGGCGACCGCCACCACACCCAGCUAAUUUUUGGAUUUUUAGUAGAGAUGGAGUUUCACCGUAUUAGCCAGGAUGGUCUUGAUCUCCUGAGCUCGUGAUCUGCCCGCCUCUGCCUCCCAAAGUGCUGGGAUUACAGGUGUGAGCCACCGUGCCCAGCCAAGAAUAAAAUACUCUUAAGUUGAUCUAAUGAAGUGUUUCCUUACCAUUGUGAUUAUUGUUACUAUUAUUUGCUAUAUUUUAAUAUUGUUGUUUACCAAAUAUUCUCCUUUAAACAGACUCGCUUUUUAAACUUUUUUUUUUUUUUUUGAGAUGGAGUUUUGCUCUUAUUGCCCAGGCUGGAGUGCAGUGGCACGAUCUCAGCUCACCACAACCUCCACCUCCUGGGUUCAAGCAGUGCUCCUGCCUCAGCUUCCCAAGUAGCUGAGAUUACAGACGCACACCACCACGCCCAGCUGAUUUUUUUAUUUUUAGUAGAGACGGGGUUUCACCAUGUUGGUCAGGCUGGUCUCGAACUCCUGACCUCGUGAUUUUCCCGCCUCGGCCUCCCAAAGUGCUAGGAUUACAGGCAUGAGCCACCAUGCCCGGCCUAAACUUUUUUUUUUUAAUGAACUUUUUUCCCCCCAAUUGCUGCCAAUAGUGGAAAACAUGUAUCACUCACUGCCAAAAAUAGAAAGUGACCAUGAAAAAUAAAUUCGCUGGGGAGGGGGGCUCCAUGCUGGUGUGGCCAAGGCUGAGAGCUCUCUCUUCUCUGUUACAAAACGAGAUAAGCAAGUGUUAGCAUUGCCUUAAGGCCACACUGGCAUCUCCCUGAGCUUCUCCAGGGACAGAAGCAGCAGUAAGUUUCUCAUCCCAUGGGCGACCAGGGCCAUCUCCUCCCACCAGUGGCCCCCACUCACAGGGAGCUGGCAAUGCCCUACCUGCCUGUUCUCCAGAUGGAGAAACAGGCUCUGAGAGUUCACAGGUCUUGCCCAAAGUCAUUGAUUUUGAUGAUUAAAAAGAAUAAACACAGUGUUUCCUGAGUAGCAGUGAUUGUUAUGCCUUGCUAUUUUAAUAAAGAUUCUAUUUUCGUAUAACAUUGUCAAGUGGAAACAUGCUGAAAUCUAUUAAACCAUCUUUGUUUGUGGAA